AUGUUCCUCUUCCCACCCAAUCUCUCCAAUUCCCUCUCCCUCUCCUCUCGCGCCGCCCCAUCUCUCUUCCCUCUCUCCCGAACCCACACCACCCUCUCCUCCUCCUCCUACUCCUCCGCCGCUUCACGAGCCGCCGCCGGCAGACCCGUCGCAAUCGCAGUCGCCGUCUCCGCCUCGUCCCGCGCGCUCCAGGCACUGAUAUUCGACUGCGACGGCGUGAUUCUGGAGUCCGAGCACCUCCACCGCCAAGCUUACAACGACGCCUUCGCGCAUUUCAACGUCCGCUGCCCGUCCUCGCCGUCACCUUCGCCGCUCAAUUGGAGCGAAGAGUUUUACGACGAGCUGCAGAACCAAAUUGGAGGAGGCAAACCUAAAAUGCGAUGGUAUUUUAAGGAGCAUGGCUGGCCGACUUCAACGAUUUUCGAUGAAUCGCCGGUGAACGACGAAGAUAGAGCGGCAUUGAUUGAUGUUCUUCAGGACUGGAAAACAGAGAGGUAUAAAGAAAUAAUUAAAUCAGGAACAGUUGAGCCAAGACCUGGAGUUUUGAGAUUGAUGGAUGAGGCAAAAGCGUCUGGAAAAAAACUGGCAGUUUGCUCUGCUGCAACUAAAAGUUCGGUUAUCCUCUGUCUGGAAAAUCUUAUUGGAAUGGUAAAAUCAUUUUUCCUUUCCUGUCGUGUUGAUUCCGCAGGGGAUGAUGUCAAGGAGAAAAAGCCCGAUCCCUUGAUUUAUUUGACAGCUGCCGAGAGACUGGGAAUCUCAGAGAAGGAUUGCUUGGUCAUAGAAGAUAGUGUCAUCGGACUUCAGGCCGCAACUGGAGCAGGAAUGUCGUGUGUAAUCUCUUAUACACCAUCCACUGCUAACCAGGAUUUUAAAGAGGCAGCAUCAGUAUACCCUGACUUGAGCAAUGUCAGAUUGGCAGACUUAGAGGCAUUGCUUAAAAAUGUUGUUGCUGCAAAAUAA
This is a messenger RNA of Striga hermonthica, 960 nucleotides long. NCBI's taxonomy places the organism in Eukaryota, Viridiplantae, Streptophyta, Magnoliopsida, Lamiales, Orobanchaceae. The record is from the annotation of a GenBank genome assembly.